Molecule: messenger RNA, 1028 nt
Organism: Phalacrocorax carbo (great cormorant)
Lineage: Eukaryota; Metazoa; Chordata; Aves; Suliformes; Phalacrocoracidae
Source: RefSeq, a predicted model, not a curated record
CCCCCCCCCCCCCCCGCCGGAAGCGGCGGCAGGGCUCCGGGCUGUAAGAUGGCGGCGGCCGCCGGUAACGGCGCUUGAGCACGCCGCAGUGAGGUGCAGGGCCUGGUCCCGCUGCCAUGCCCAAGUACUACGAGGAUAAGGAGGAGGACGGGCGGGCCUGCGGGGGGGUGAGGGAGGACCUGCGGCAGUGCCUGCUGGAGAGCCCCUGCGUCCUGCAGGAAAACAAAAGUCCUAAACAAUGUUUGAGGGAAGGACACUGUAGGAGUUUGCAAAUGACGUUUUUUGCAUGCAAAAGAUCAAUGUUGGAUACCAGGGCAAGAUUCAGAGGAAGGAAGGGAUACUGAAGUCCUUGUGAAGAGACCCAGCCAUGGGAAAUCAGGGUUCAUCAGUACUUUAAGCAAAAGAGAGACUAAAGUAAGAAGAUUGUGUCUGCUGCAGCCUGUUGUGCAGUGUUUUCGUGGAAGGUAUCUACUCCCAAGUAUUCCGAUAGAUUGAUCUGGAUGCACGUCUAAAGGUUAAAAAGGCAGCAAGCAUAAAACUGCAGGUUCUGGCCAAAAUGGUACUUGUCACAUGCUUGCAAUAAAAUAUGCAAAAUCCAGAAUAAGCUGCAGAAGUUAUCAUUGUGCUUCAACGUGAAGUUGUCUUUUGUGGUUAUAGUAAUUCUGAUCAUGUUUUACUAUUACAAAUAAUACAAGAUAUGUUACCAGGAGUUCGCUCACCUGGUAUCCCCAAGUAUACCUCAGGGUAGAGGUGUUUCCAGAGAUGACAAGUUGACCGAGGUUGUGAAAUGUAUCUGCAAGCUGCUUCCUCCCCAAUAGGUUUGUUACCCAAUAAACCUGCACUACUAGGUAGGAGUGGCAAUGUUUUUGCAGUCCCAAAGGUACAAGGAUAGCAUCUCUUUCCUCUUGCUGUGAAUUCCUUUCAAUGUGAUGAUUGAUGUACAUGUUUAUUAACACAGCCUAGUCUCAUUGGACAAGUAGAUUAAAAUUUGGUUACUCUAAAUUAAAGGAUGGCUGGUUUAUCUUUCA